AUGUCGGUAGACCCAUAUCAUGCAGUACAGCAGGAGAUACAGUCGUCUCUGCAGACGGCAACGCAAUUGCAGUCUUCGUUUCUACGAAUACAAAGCAUGGCGCGUCCGGGGAGCGAAGAGCUGAUGUGGGCUCGAAAUGAGCUUAAAGCAACGCUAGCCUCUUUAGAAGCUGACCUAGAGGACCUCGAAGAGAGUGUGAAGAUCGUUGAAUCAACAGACGCGCGCAUGUUCGGACUAGACGAUGCAGAGGUGCAAAAUCGACGGCGUGCUUCCCAACUGGUUCCCUUGUCCCAGUUUCUUCCCAUUUCUAUCCCACCCUUUUCUUCGUUCUUCGUGAUUUUUACUAACCACCACCCUCCCUCGCAAGUCCAGAACAUGAGAGCGACUGUGUCUUCUUCCAAUCCACCCAACCCGUCCGUCCCGCAGUCUCAAUCUCAAUCACAGUACUUACCCUCGGGCGCCAUGAGUCCGCGUGCCGGCGCAGGGCCCGGGUCACCCUUCUCCGAGCGGUAUGGAGCUAAUGAGGAUCACCAGGCUGCGUGGGCGAGAGAGGAGCAGCAGAUGAUGAUACGAGAGCAAGACCAGACGAUGGACUCGAUAGCAGGCACGCUGACCAACAUCGCGCAGCAGGCGAGCUUGAUGGGGCAGGAGAUUAACGAACAUAAUGAGAUGCUAACAGACCUCGAACGAGGUGUCGACCAAUCCGACUCCAAGCUGAGCGACGGGAUGCGGCGGAUGAGGAAGUUCCUCCGCGACUCGGAGGAGAAAGGCAGCAGCUGGUGUAUCGUCAUCCUGAUGAUCGUGCUCAUGGCGCUACUGCUCGCUGUGAUCCUCGUGUAG
This is a messenger RNA of Cyclocybe aegerita, 840 nucleotides long. Lineage: Eukaryota; Fungi; Basidiomycota; Agaricomycetes; Agaricales; Hemipholiotaceae. The record is from the annotation of a GenBank genome assembly.